This is a messenger RNA of Cyclospora cayetanensis, 2760 nucleotides long. RefSeq lists its product as uncharacterized. Bases 1 to 2760 code for a protein of 919 amino acids. The record is from RefSeq and is a predicted model, not a curated record. NCBI's taxonomy places the organism in Eukaryota, Apicomplexa, Conoidasida, Eucoccidiorida, Eimeriidae. The transcript is spliced from 8 exons.
AUGGCUACCUCAGCGAGCUCCUUUGGAGCUGCAACUGCAGUGUCGCUGCACAAGGCGGGCAAGGCCCUAGAGGCUUACCUGUCGGGCUCCCUGGACUGCCAGCAGCUACUGGGGUGUUUUUACGCAUCAGCUCCUGGGAGGCGCGCAUUUAUUGAGCAAGCUGUAGCAUCGCAAACGGCAGCCCGACCGAAGCCUCUCCAUGCACAACUUGCCGCCUUCGCCGGGUUGCUGUCGAGAGCUCUGGAGGCUUUCGCCGAAGCUGAAACGGCGGAUGAGGGCCCCCAAGAAGGGCGGCUACCAACACAACCCCUCGAAGAAGUAGUGUUCGCAGGCAUUUGUGCAACAGAAUUCUGGCUGCAGCACGUGCAGCAGCUGAUGGCACUCGAGACUGCAGCAGCAGCAGUAUCCGUCGCAGAUGGAGACGGUCCCUCAGAGACAGGCGUGGUGUAUAAGGAGCUCGAGCGCCUAGUAGGCCCGAUCGCUGCUGCAGCUGCAGCACCAAAGCUGGGUCGUUCGUUGCUCUGUCGCUUAACAUGGAUCUGGCGGCCUUCGCCUAGGCAUGGGGAUCAAGCGCAGCAGGAGCACCAGCAAAGGCAACUGCACUCUAUGAGUGGCGGCUGUCUCUUUUCUGAAGUCCUUAACAGCGGGGGCCAGACCUUCCCUCUUCAGGGCGCAGUUUCUUCUUCGCUCUCUCAGCUUGAGGCAGAUGGUGGUCGCUUCGUGCUGCUUAAUACGCAAAGUCUGGGAGAAACGCUUCUGGCUGCUGCUACCAGCUGCUGCGAGGUUUUUGCUGCCAGUGUCUCUGCCGCAGCAGCGACUUUGGCGAACAGUGCCACAAAGCACCCUUCGGCAUCCGAUACGCAGCUACAGCGGAGAAGCGAGGCAUCACAACAGAAGGAGCCGCCGCCUACGCAGCAGAGGCCUACGAGGAGGGGUGGUAAGGGAAGUCAAAAGAAGUGGAAGAAGCAAAUGCAGCAGUUGCAACAACAGAAGCAGCAGCAGCAUGAGCCAGGUCUUCCGCCUCCUGUAGUCCUUGAGAGCAGCAGCAGCUCUGAGGGGGAGAGCAGUGGCGCAGGGAGUGCUGCCGACAGUGAUAGCAGCACCGUCAGCGGCAAAAAGAAAUGCGGGAAGCGCGGCAAAACCAAUCAUGGUAGCAGAGCAGCAGUAGCGGCAGCAGCAGCAAGCCUCAUGGCGAGUCAGUUGGAUGAGCUGUCUGAAGCUGAGCUGUCAGCAACGAACGCUGCAGCUCUAGAAGCUGCAGUGCAAGCAGCGGGAGCCCUUGCGGAGGUUGGAGGUUCUGGGGGUGUCCUACCUUGCUUGCAAGUUUUCUGCUCCUUCCUAGAGACGCUUCUUAGUACCUGUCGGCUACUGGAAGAGCUCCUAUAUGUGCAGGACGUCGCACUCGUAGGGUCCUCUGCUUUGCAGCUAGAGGCGUUUAUCGAGGCCCUUGUCCUGGGAAUCCUUGCAACGAAUCUGUCGUGGAAUCCUUCGAGAGGCGACCAACCUCUCUUUGCCCAUGUUAUCCUCUCUGACCCCUUCUCUCUCGUUGCAGCCCUGCGUCUUCUAACUGCCUCCAUUAGCGUGUGUCUCCCCCCAUUGGCGACACUGCGCGCUGCAAGCUCCUUGCAUGAGCAGUUGCUGCAGCUUUGCAGCAGCGGCCAGGGUCCUCUGCCUGGGGGAUUCCGUCUUUCAAGCUGCUGGAGCCUGUUUGAAGUUCCUGGGGACGCCCACUUCAGCAGCAGCUGGUCCAUGUUGCAGCAGGCAGCUGGGCAUGGACCUGUAACCGCUACGGGGGCCCUGGAAGUAGCAUUGACGGAUCUGGGCCUUGCCAUCAGAAACGCCGCAUGCACACGAAGUACUGAAGGCGCAGCGGCUGCGGGUGAGGCAGCCAUAGAGGCAGCUGACGGUUGCGCAUCUCGGUUCAUCCUUAGGCCUGAGCAGCUGCAGGUCUACCAGGACACACCAGCGGGUGGCCCGAAGCCAGCAGCAGCUCUUUACAACACGUGCUUUUCCAACAGUUUGAACUUAAGCGCCCCUAAAGUCUUGGGCGAGCCUUCUCGCCAAGGAGCUGGCAGUUGUCCACAGGGGUCCCUUUGGACUUCAAAACGUAGCUCAGCCUCCGUCGGGGGACUUCGAGAUAUUGCAGGUGCCCACGCAGCCUCAGAAGCUCCCGGACCCUCACUCGUAACUAAGGGGCAUGGAGACAGUGUCAGCGAAAAGUGUGACACUCCGGAUGUCGGUAAUGGGACGUACAGCAGAGCUGCAGCUAAUGCAUCUUUGUCUGCUGUUGGGGCUGAACCACGGCGGUCCACGGAGGACCUCACGGAGCGAAGUGCCUCGUUUCCUCCUCAGCAGCAACACCAAAACACACCUGGCCUCUUGUUGGGAGGAAGUUUAGUUUGCGGUGAAGUAGAAAUAGAAGAAAGUGGGAAGAAGCUGUGCAAAAGGCAGAGGCGAGAGCAGGGGCAUGUAUCCCUCAGUCGUAGUCCGUCUCCUUACCCAGUAGUCAUUCAACGGGGAGAUGCGAGAUCCGAUGACGAAGUGGUCAUUCUAGAAGACACUACUUCGCAUUCUGCGCCCAAAGAUAAAAGGAAUAGAUUUUCUGAAGGACGCGCUGCUGGAGAAGAUCCCGCUAUCCGGCAGCAACAACUGCCGCAAGCAACGCAGCAGCAACCGCCAGAUGUCUCCGUUUCCGCAGAGGCUCAGGCGAGAGCUAGACUUAACAAGCUAGUGCAGUCGGAUUCGGACUUGUCUGACUGA